AUGUUACCACCGCUUCAGCCUCGACCGCGCCAGCAUCCUCACCCGCAUUCAGUGGGCCGCCAUAACGAUCCUGAUGGUGCUAUACGCCUCACUGACAACGAUGCCGCCAUUGCUCGUCUGUCUGCUGUGCAGAGGCACUACCUCGCCGACCCCUUCAUCACUCACUUCGUCCCGCGCGCACACCUACAGCCUGUCCGGCCCCCGCUGAUUAACAUAGGAACUUAUGUUCGGUCCGAGGCACUCGAUGAGCUUGUCGACCGGUGGUUGGCGCUCGCGGAGCAGGAAGGCAAGCCCUGCCAGAUCGUGAGCUUCGGGGCGGGAAGUGAUACCCGCUUCUGGCGCAUUACCGUGCGUGUCCAGGCGGGGAAGAGAAAUAGCUGGCUGAACACCUACAUUGAACUCGAUUUCGCGGAGAACACGAUCAAAAAGGCUAUGGCGAUCCGUAAGAGCAAGGAUUUGAGUGCUAUCCUGGGCAAACCUGAGGAUGUUAAGCUAGCAAACGGCGGAACCAGCCUGCACUCCCCAAAGUACCAUCUGCUCCCUAUAGACCUCCGUUUGCCACCCAAGGAGGCGUUGGCACCCCUGCUCACCGCUCCUUCCCCUGUCUCUUCUACAACGCAGUCCAUCCUCUCACCUUCUCUUCCGUGUCUCAUGCUCUUCGAAUGUGUGCUCGUAUACAUGUCCCCUGCAGCAUCCAACGCACUCAUUGAGUGGUUCGUUGAUUACUUCUCUGACAAUCCUGCGCAGGGCGGCAGCAGUGUCCUUGGCGGAAUAGUAUACGAAAUGUUUGGCUUGGGCGACGCAUUUGGUAAAGUGAUGCUGAAGAAUCUUCAGGCACGCAACGUCUCUCUACCUGGGGUAGACCCGUACCCCACACUGUUGUCACUACCGGAGAGGUUCCUGCAGCACGGAUAUACCGCAUCUCAGGCGCUGACGCUCCGAGAAAUUCGGAGGGCGCAUAUCAGUCGCUCCGAGCUCGAGAGGAUAUCCCAUCUCGAAAUGCUCGACGAGAUCGAGGAGCUGGAGCUAGUGCUCGAGCACUACGCCAUUACCUGGGGACUCAAGCUACCCCCGGAUGGGAGCGGCCUCAAGGCGAAAUGGGAGACGUGGGGUUUGACGGCGAAAGAACAAGAAGAGUAA
Messenger RNA from Sparassis crispa, 1140 nucleotides. RefSeq names its product Leucine carboxyl methyltransferase 1. The record is from RefSeq and is a predicted model, not a curated record. Lineage: Eukaryota; Fungi; Basidiomycota; Agaricomycetes; Polyporales; Sparassidaceae. The coding region runs from base 1 to 1140 and encodes 379 amino acids. The transcript has 5 exons. Gene Ontology annotation, molecular function: protein C-terminal leucine carboxyl O-methyltransferase activity. Gene Ontology annotation, biological process: C-terminal protein methylation.